UUAGUCAGAAAGAAGGUGAACUAGUCAAUGCUUUUUCAUCCAAAAUUAAUAAUGUACUAAUCCGUACACUAUAAUCUCACCAAAAUAGCAUCCAAAUCUUCUCAAUCUAAUGUGAAUUCAAAGACUUCUUUUCACCCACCCUUUCCAUUCUAAAAUCAUUUUAUUUGUGUAUGCAUCCAUUCCAAAAUCAUUGAUAAUGACCUUUCUUCCUUUCACAUUGAAACUUUCAUCACACACACCUUUUAUUAUUGACCAUUGUCACACCCACAUGCAACUUCUAAAACCUUUCUUAAGUUAAAGUUUCAAUUAUUUCUACCAAAAAAAAUUAAAAGUUUCAAUUUUUCUUCUGAAGUUGAAAUUUCACCACACCCCUUUAUCUUUAAAAUUUUCAAUCAUUACAUUAUCAUAUUACAAGUUCUAAAACCUUUCUAAGUGAAAGUUUCAAUUUUUUCUACCCAAAAGAAAAAGUUUCAAUUUUUAUUUUCACCUUGAAAUUUCAUCACACCCCUUUUCUCUAAAACUUUCAACCAUCACCCAUAUUGCAAGUUUCAACCUUUCUAAGUGAAAAUUUCAAUUGGAAGUUCCAACCUUGUUUAUCAUGGCAAAACAUGAAAAUUCAAAACAAGGGUGUUUUUCUAGUUUCAUAAAAGUGCUUAUUUGUGCUAGAAAUGAAACUAGUCCACCAGUGUAUCCAUCUGAAAAUGUUGAAGAAAAAGAACCAAUUUUUCACAAAAAAGAUAAACUUUUUGAUGAAUCUAUUACUACUCCUGGUGUAGUAGCAAGAUUAAUGGGUUUAGAUUCACUUCCAAGCACCAAAAAGGUUGUUAAAGGAACAACCUUAGAUUCUGUUCCAAGAAGUAAAUCAGUUAACUUUGUUGACUAUUUACUUGAUUUUGAUCAAAAUGUUACAAACCAUCGUCGUGUGAAAACUUCAGCUUCUUUUAGAGAAGUUCCUACAAUUAUUGAGAAGCAAAAAAAUUACCUUUUUGUCCUUGAUAUUGAUGAUAAAAAGGGUAAUAAGGUUCAAGAAGAAAAUGGCACAAAGUUGAAGAAAAAGAACAAGGAAAUUGUGAGAGUGAAGAAGGAAAAGAAUCAAGGGAAGAACAAGAAAAUUUCUAAGUUAAAAGAUGAACCAAGAAGAGUUCCAUUUUCUUCUUCAAAUUCUUCUAAGUAUAAAUCAAAAGUUAGAAAUUAUGAAAGUAAAGAUUUUUCAAGUGUUUCACCAAGGUGUAAUAAUUGUAGUUAUUAUGGAUAUGGUGAAGUUGGUUCAAGUUCAAGUUCAUGUUCAAUAUCUUCAUUACCACCAAAUAGGCAUAAGAAAGAGUUUGUUGAACCAAAAAUAAGGAACAAGGUGAAAAAUAAUGUAUCACCAAAGAAGAUUCAGACAGAACAUAGCUUGGAAAAUCUUAGUCCUGUUUCUGUUCUUGAUGUUAAUGAUUAUGCUUUUCUUUUUGGAGCUGAUUAUUCAGGUAGAAGUACAAGCAUCUUGGCUUCAAAGUCAAAGAGGAAAUCUAAAUCUUUAUUGGAAGUGUCCUUGGAUGAAGAUGUUAAUGAGAAAGCAAACAAUAAUAAAAGUUAUUAUGCCCACACUGACAUCAACAGAGAAGCAGAGUAUUACUCAGACUUGAUGUUGAAGCUUCGUAUUUUGACAGAAGAAAGUAUAAAGGAGACAGAUUGUACUUCAAAGAGGGAAAGCUUAGAGGAAAUUGUUUUGGUUUUUGAACAAACUGUUUUUGAUCAUUUAUUACUUGAGCUCUUGAAUGAAGUUGUAGAAUUUUCUUCUUAAAAAUGUUGUUAAUUUUUUGUAAUCUUAAUACUCCUGUUUCUAAGAAAAGGAUAUAGAUAAUCUGGAGUCCGGUCGGAAGGUAGAUAAUAUUUGACCAAUAAUUAAUUUAGGAGGUUUGUUAUUUAAAUACAUUUUCAAUAACAAAAAUACAAUAUUGUAUUUUGUUUCAUUCUA
This is a messenger RNA of Trifolium pratense (red clover), 1960 nucleotides long. RefSeq lists its product as uncharacterized. Lineage: Eukaryota; Viridiplantae; Streptophyta; Magnoliopsida; Fabales; Fabaceae. The transcript is spliced from 2 exons. The coding region runs from base 599 to 1786 and encodes 395 amino acids. The record is from RefSeq and is a predicted model, not a curated record.